Messenger RNA from Salvelinus fontinalis (brook trout), 1303 nucleotides. RefSeq names its product adapter SH3BGRL-like. The record is from RefSeq and is a predicted model, not a curated record. The coding region runs from base 568 to 915 and encodes 115 amino acids. The transcript is spliced from 4 exons. Lineage: Eukaryota; Metazoa; Chordata; Actinopteri; Salmoniformes; Salmonidae. Gene Ontology annotation, cellular component: cytoplasm.
ACGGACUGGGGCAAGAAAAUAUAAGAAAUCACAGACGUUAAUGUUUCAAUUUUGCUUGCAUCCAUGCGCUUAGUGUUGAACAGCCACCAUUAGAUGAAAUCAUUAAAAUAUUGGAAGACAAAAUAGGCUAUUCUUAAAAAGAAAAACAAUGCCGCCAAAUAAUCACCCGGAUUUUUGAUAGGGCUAUAACGUUAUUCUCUUAUCAGACAGGUUUAGGCCUACAUUUUGUAGCUAGUAGGUUGUAAACCUAUUACUGUAUUUUCCUUAUGUCAGAGCAUAUGUCUAUUUGCUUUAUUUAGUGUAUAUUUAUUAAAAGUCUUACUUUAAAUAUAUGGGAAAUGUGUUUAUUGGGCUAUGUAAAUUGGCGUAAGAAAUAUGAACGUAGUCAAACGCUUUUGGAAAUACAUUUCGAAAGCACUGGGAUAGUGUUCCAAAUUGUUUUUAGAUAUCUGAUUUCCAUCUGUUGUUACAGAGAGAGAGAGAGUGCGAGAGAGAGAACGAGAUAAUUUGGAGACGUUGGUGCGGUGUGCACCGUUCACUUGGUUUUUGGGAGUGAAUCAAACAGCCAUGGUGAUAAAAGUCUUUAUAGCAUCAUCCUCUGGAUCGACAGCGAUUAAGAAGCAGCAGCAAGACAUCAUGGGUUUCCUUACUGUCAACAAGAUUGACUUUGAGGAGUGUGACAUCGUCACUAGUGAAGACAACAGGAAGUGGAUGAGGGAGAACGUACCUGAAGACUUCAGACCAACGACGGGUGUCCCCCUGCCUCCACAGAUAUUUAAUGAAGAACAAUACUGUGGGAACUAUGAGGCCUUCUUUGAUGCCCGUGAGGAGCACGCAGUGUAUGCCUUUUUGGGCCUAACAGCCCCUCUAGGCUCCAAGGAAGCAGAGGCCUUGGCCAGACAGGAGCAACAGUAGCCGUAUGGUUUUGGUUAGCGGACCACAGUGCCCUCUCCUGGCGUCUUCCAGUCAGCUCUACAGCAGCCUGCCAGUACACGUCUUCAGACCAAUCAUAGAGCUUUAUUUUGUUGUAAAAUGUAACCAGACUGGUAUCGAAUUGACCAACAGAGCAUGGCCAAAUGUUGUGUUGUAUGACAAUGUAUUUAAAGUGAUAACCUUGUACUGUUUCAAUAGUUCAAGCCAAUGCUGGGCAGUAUCCAGUGUUCAAUAUGAUUUUGAAAUCAAGGCAGAAUGAGUUCCCAAAUACUAGGCAUUUAGUAGAUCAUAUAGACAUACUUUACACAUAUGAGAAUAUUUAAUUCAACAAGAUAUUUUUCAUAUUUGAUAAUAAAAUAGUGUUACUUUA